AUGGCCGCGCCCACAGGAAAGGCCCCCGGGGCCAGGAAACAGGGCGGCAAGCCAAAGGCCAAGCCGCAGGAGACCAAAACGCUCAAGCGCAAGAGAGAGCAGGAGGACCUGGCCAAGCUUCAGUCAUCAGUAGACGAGCUGGACCCCAAGAACCCCGAAAACACCAAGUUCUCCAACCUCCCGCUGUCGAUACCGACCUCGAAGGGCCUCGCCGCGUCGCACUUUGAGACGCUCACCGACGUCCAGGCGCGGGCGAUCCCGCUGGGCCUCAAGGGCAAGGACAUCCUGGGGGCAGCCAAGACGGGCUCGGGCAAGACGCUCGCGUUCCUGGUGCCGGUGCUGGAGAAGCUGUACCGGGCGCAGUGGACGGAGCUCGACGGGCUCGGGGCGCUGGUGAUUGCGCCGACGCGCGAGCUGGCGGUGCAGAUCUUUGAGGUGCUGCGCAAGAUUGGGCGGUACCACUCCUUCUCGGCGGGCUUGGUCAUCGGCGGCAAGAACCUGCGCGAGGAGGCCGACCGGCUGGGGCGGAUGAACAUCCUGGUGUGCACGCCGGGCCGGAUGCUGCAGCACCUGGACCAGACGGCGGGCAUGGACGUGGACAACCUGCAGAUGCUCGUGCUCGACGAGGCCGACCGGAUCAUGGACAUGGGGUUUCAGCACGCCGUGGACGCGCUGGUCGAGCACCUGCCCAAGGCGCGGCAGACGAUGCUCUUCAGCGCGACGCAGAGCAAGAAGGUGUCGGACCUCGCGCGCCUCAGCCUAAAGGACCCAGAGUACGUCUCGGUGCACGAGGCCGCCGCCGCCGCGACGCCCUCGACCCUGUCGCAGCACUACCUCGUCACGCCGCUGCACGACAAGAUGGACACGCUGUUUGGCUUCAUCAAGGCCAACCUCAAGAGCAAGAUCAUUGUCUUCCUCUCGUCGGGCAAACAGGUCCGCUUCUUCUACGAGUCCCUGCGCCACCUCCAGCCCGGCGUGCCCCUGCUGCACCUCCACGGGCGGCAGAAGCAGGUCGCCCGGCUGGAAAUCACCUCGCGCUUCGCCGCCGCAAAGUACUCGUGCCUGUUCGCCACCGACGUGGUCGCGCGCGGCGUCGACUUCCCCGCCGUCGACUGGGUCGUGCAGGUCGACUGCCCGGAGGACGUGGACACGUACAUCCACCGCGUGGGCCGCACGGCGCGGUACGAGCGCGACGGCAAGGCGGUGCUGUUCCUGGAUCCGAGCGAGGAAAAGGGCAUGCUGGAGCGGCUGGAGCAGCGUAAAGUGCCGAUCCAGAGGGUCAACGUGCGCGAGAAGAAAAAGGUCACCAUCACCAACGCCAUCCAGGACAUGUGCUUCAAGAACCCGGACCUCAAGUACCUCGGGCAGAAAGCCUUCAUCAGCUACACGCGCUCCGUCCACCUGCAGAAGGACAAGUCCGUGUUCGACCUGUCCAGGCUCGACCUCGACGCGUACGCGGCGAGCCUGGGCCUGCCCGGAGCGCCGCAGAUCAAGUUCCGCAAGGGUGCCGCCGGCGCCGAGGACGACAUCAAGAAGCUCAAGAACGCGUCGCGGCAGCAGCAGCAGCUGUCCAGCGACUCGGAGUCGGACUUUGACGAGAACGGCAACAGGAAGGACAAGAAGAGCAAGAAGAAGAAGGCUGAGGUCCGGACAAAGUACGACCGCAUGUUUGAGCGGACGAACCAGGACGUGUUCACGAGCCACUACAACAAGGUGCUCGGCAAGGAUGGCGACGGCGGCGACGACGACUCGGAUCAGGAUUUCCUGUCUGUCAAGCGUGUCCUACGUGGUGACGACCUGGACGAUGUCACUGGCGACAACAACAACAACAGAAAUAACAACAACAAGAAGCACGACAGCAGCGGCGACGAAGACCAGGAUCAGGGCCACAGUGAUGACGAACAGAACGGCAUAUCACAACAACCAGCUUCCGCGGCCGCGCUCCCCACGGGCGUCAAGAUCAUCCAGGGCCUCGGCGGCGACCAGCCGCUCGUCAUCGACUCGAAGCGGCGCGAGAAGCUGCUCAAGUCCAAGAAGCAGAUGCUGCGCUUCAAGGGCAAAGGAGACAAGGUCGUCUUCGACGACGACGGGGUCGCGCACCACCCGUACCGCCUGCGCGACGAGGCCGACUUCGCGGCCGAGGGCGACGCCGAGGCCCAGCGGCAGAGGUUCGUCGAGGGCGAGGCCGCCAGGGUCAAGGAGGCGGACGUGGACGACAAGCAGACUGUGCGGGACAAGAAGCGCGAGAAGAAGGAGCGGCGGAAGGCGAGGGAGGCGGCCGAGGCGGCGGGCGUGGAGUGGACGGGCGCUGGUGCCGGGAAGAAGGACAAGGGAGGUAAUGUCGUGGUCAGGUUGCAGAGCGACGAUGAGUUUGAGGAUGAGGACCCGCUUGCGCUGCUGCGGUCACUGCCUACGGCUGGCAAGGGCAGAGACAGCGGGGGUGAGGAGGACGAGGAGGACGAGCGGCCGAAGAAGAAGGUCAAGAAGUGGUUCCAGAACGACAGCGACGUCGAGUCCGAUGCCGGCGGCAGGAACAGCAAGUCCAGUACGAGCAAGAAGGGCAAAAAGGGCGCCAAGGUCAUCGAGGUCACCGAGCAGCCGGAUACCCUGGAGGACUACGAGGCGCUGGCUGCUGGAUUGCUGGACGAUUAG
Molecule: messenger RNA, 2652 nt
Organism: Microdochium trichocladiopsis
Lineage: Eukaryota; Fungi; Ascomycota; Sordariomycetes; Xylariales; Microdochiaceae
Product: P-loop containing nucleoside triphosphate hydrolase protein
Exons: 2
Coding region: 1-2652 (883 amino acids)
Biological process (GO): rRNA processing
Cellular component (GO): nucleus
Molecular function (GO): nucleic acid binding; ATP binding
Source: RefSeq, a predicted model, not a curated record